Amoebophrya sp. A25 is the source of this 3013-nucleotide messenger RNA. The record is from the annotation of a GenBank genome assembly. NCBI's taxonomy places the organism in Eukaryota, Dinophyceae, Syndiniales, Amoebophryaceae.
AUAACCAGCAUCUUCCGACGCAUGAGGGAUACCAUACAAUUGCAUACCGCGAACAAGAGUUUCUCUACUGCGCGGACCCCACGCCUGCGGAUGGAAAAAAGGAUGACAGUGAUAGAGGCAGCAGCAAGGAGAGCGCUUUGGCGGCAGGGGAGGGCUCAGUGCCAAUCGGAAGCGUCCACGUUUCCCCACCCAAGAACCGGCGCUCAAUUCAGGAGCUUCUGCGGUAUCGCUCUUUUAGAGGCAACACAUCGGAAUCACCUUCGCCCCCCACGUAUUGCGCUGCGGAAGAAGAGCCUGUCUUGUCUUCAAUUUUGCAAACGGACCCGAGCGACUCCGAUGCUCACCAUGAGGAUGCUGUGAAGAAGAAGGAUGCCAGUCCACCUCGCCACACGAUUGCAGCAGCUGGGCGUCAGUCUCGCCGCUCGCACCAGCAUGUGACCCACAGGUUCGUGGAUGCCGCUGUGCGCGAGCCGCGGGAAACAGAGCAUGUCGAUGUUUUGCGUGAACCAGAAUCCGCUCAAUUGCCUGUGCGAUUCCACGUGGUCGACCAGACGGAGAUUCCGGAGUUGCCCUUGGGUGCGUUCCUGAAGGGCGGGCGAUUCGUUUUCGGCUCAUCGUCAAGUCCGGAGAACACUAAGUCGCAGGAGACGAAUUCGGCAAGCACUGCGAUUGCAUCGGGCAAAACUGGUGAGGGAGGUCUGAUAACGGUGCUCUCAAGAGAUAUGCAGAAGGCCUACAUCACGAGAAAAGACAAGUUUCAUCCCGUGCAGCGUCUGGGACCUAUCAGCAAAAGACAAUCAAACAAGGACGGCACAUCGGAAGGUGCGAGCGCAGAUCGACCACACUGGCAGGAGAAAAAUGAUGCCGAUGUUCACUCAGGUGCAAGCGCUUGUUACACUACCUCUGAGGCUCAGAAAAUAAGUGCCAUUCCGUGGGAGACCCGUCUCUUAAGACCAUAUUUUUCAUUCCUCUGCUGGAAACAAAUAACGUCAUUCUAGAGAGAAGGGACCACUUUUGCAGUAUCUUGCAAUUGGGUUAUUCUUAUUUGUUCAUUCUUCUAUAUCUCUGCUUCUUUUUAAUACAUUUAUAUCUCUGCUUCUUUUUAAUACAUUGAAGGGACAUUCGUGUUAUCGGAUAGGAAAGUAGUGUCGGUUACGAAUUCGAUUUUCUGUUGGCUUCCCUGGAUGUAAGAAAUCCUGAUCCGUUAAUAUAGAACAAAUCUUAAUAUAAUUAUCAUUUCUUCUUCUAAUCUGGUAUCCUGACAAGGAGGAGCGGAAGUUCAGCGAAGCUGCUUGGGAACGCUUUCUCGAGGAAAAGUUUGUCGGUUUGGAUCCAAGGCACAGAGCCCCAGAAGAGGUUGCGCGGCAUCAGAUGGAAGCUUUCGAGAUGGGCGCAGCAGCCAUACGUGGAGACAACGACUUGGUACCGGAAUUAGAUAAGGAUAGGCCGCAGCGUGGGGAUUCCUCUGGUCAGUCACGUGGCGGCUUCGAUGCAACUGUUGCGGGAUACGAAGCGCAGCUAGAGAGACUGCGGGGGUGGCGGAAGCUGCUGACUGAUAUCCUACAAGAUGUUGGAUGUCGCAAAAGCGAGGCAGGGCACGAUCAUGUGCAGUCACCAGAGCAAUUGUGGGCUGAUGCAAUCAUUCGCAUCUGGCACUGGGCCGAGGCGGGACGAGGCGACAGGGGGUUGGGAUCUACCUCGGGUAGAAAAAUGGCUAGAACGCCAGUGAACACGACUCCGAUAGUGCAAACGAAUUUCUAUUCAAGAGUUGUCCAGAACGACGGUAGAGAAUCACAGUCGAUCGCGGAGAUUGAGCAGGAAGAUUUGGAGUUUUACCUGAAGUGGAUCGAGAGAGUUUUUCCCGAAGACGGGAAGGACGCUGGCAUUGAGAGGUCGAAAGCGCGCCACGAGGUCCACGCUUUCGAAACGCCUUCCGGCGAUGCAAAGUAUUUGGACCGUUUGCUGGGUCGACUGUCCCUGCCAAGCGCGAGUACGGAGAAUCUCAUUGAGGGAGGAUUGCUGGUGGAUUUCGGACCCGCCGCAGGAACGGGAACGAGGAAGGCCGCGACGCAAAAACAUCACCUUCCACAAGAAAGAGGAGGCAGUAGACAACAUGCGCCGGCCUUUCAUCACGCAAACAAAACUGGGCAUAUGAAGACACACCUAAGUGGAAACAGCGUGGGCGGGGGCGGCACUAGUCCGCAACACGGCAUGCACAUGAAGAGUAGUUCUGGUACUGAUUAUAGUCCACCGCAUGCGCAGACGAGUUUGAAAAACAAAAGUACAAAAGCUCCGACAUUCGACCAAGAGCUUGCACUGCUGGAUCUUUGUGUGCGCGCCGAAGUCGCCACCAAUCCUGAACUUGAAGCGGUGUAUGCAGAUGGCGGUUUAUCUCUAGGAUUUGGGCAAAAGUCGCAGACUCGGAGAAAUGCGUUUUUUGGCCGCCUUCGGGAUCUGCCGGAAAGAGAUGUAGUGCGCCUGCUGCACGGCCGCACGCAGAAGAAAUUGCUGGAGGCUGAGGAGCGUCGGCGCAAAGCCAUUGUCACCGGGGACCACCACAAGCCGAUGUCUGAACAGGUGCAAACGAAAGCGCGCGAGCAGCUUACUGCCGCGAUGGCGAAGCUGACAUGUGAGAUUUUCGCUCAGCGCGCUUUGCUGCAGGCACUCGCGAAAGAGCUCGCGGCGACGGCAGCAGGGACACAAGCCGACGUCAAUGAUUUCAAUGCCAAAGUAGCGAAGCUGAGAGCGGCGCGGGGGGGAAACCAAGUCCACUGAGGUAAACGAGAGAGGCCCGGAAGAAAACCACCUGUUGUCGCGAAGGCAGAAGAAGACUUUGUUUUCUGAGUAAAGAGGGAGGUAUAAUAAGAACAGACUGAGUAGUUGUACACAGACAAGUUUCGAGCUUUUCUGCAGAACUACAUUUUUAUGUUCUUGAAUUGGCUUCCAAGAAGCGUCGGAGCAUGAAACGAGAAGUUACUUGUCUAUCAAUCAGUAAAGACAUCACUAAGGAAAG